Molecule: messenger RNA, 3046 nt
Organism: Coturnix japonica (Japanese quail)
Lineage: Eukaryota; Metazoa; Chordata; Aves; Galliformes; Phasianidae
Source: RefSeq, a predicted model, not a curated record
ACAUUAACGUUACAUUAACGUUACAUUAACGUUACACCGGGAGCGGCUGCGCCUGGGGCGGCCCCGAUUAACGUUACAACGAGCGGAACCGCAGCCGAACCGCAUCCAACCGAUCCAACCCCGCGCCGAGGUGGCGGGGCCCGGGGCUGCUCAACGCGCCGCGUGGUUCCCCCAGUUCCGUCUCGAGGGGCGAACAGCGAGAAAAGGAACCGAGCGGUGACGGACCGGCUGCUCCAAGAGGGGACACGGGAACACGGGCUGCAUUGAGCGUGUAAAUGUUUGUGAGUGCGCCUUGAAGGUAACAUCCAAAGGAGCCGGCCUGAACCCCAACGCCAAGGUGUGGCAGGAGGGUCCCCAGGGCAGCGGCGAGGCGGCGCCGCCGAGCAAUGGCACAGAGCUGCCAUGGCACGAACCAGCAGCUGUGGCAGGGACUCAGACAGAGGGUAACGCAGAGAUUUCGGAGGAGAGCUGCAAGCACUAUGAAGUGAUGUACUCCACGUCGUGUGAAGCUGCGAGGAAUGGCACAGGAAUCGAUGAAGCAGCUGCCAAUGGAAUUGUCCUAACAACAGAAGAUCUUGGAUACCAAAUCUAUGAAGUGGCCGGUGAAGGCAACUCCGUUGUGUCCACAGAAGAUAUUAGAGAAUGUUUGAGGAAACAACUCGAGUUCUGCUUCUCACGUGAGAAUCUUUCCAAGGAUCUCUACUUGAUGUCUCAAAUGGACAGCGAUCAGUUUGUUCCAAUAUGGACGAUUGCUAACAUGGAAGGUAUUAAGAAGCUGACAACUGAUAUGGACCUUAUUCUGGACGUUUUGAGAUCUUCUCCUAUGGUACAAGUGGAUGAGACAGGGGAGAAAGUCAGACCAAACCACAAACGAUGUAUUGUCAUUCUCCGUGAGAUCCCUGAAACAACACCUGUGGAGGAGGUUAAGGCUUUGUUUAAAAACGAAAACUGCCCCAAAGUCAUAAGUUGUGAGUUUGCUCACAACAACAACUGGUACGUUACAUUCCAGUCUGACACAGAUGCUCAGCAGGCAUUUAAAUACUUAAGGGAAGAAGUGAAAACCUUUCAGGGCAAGCCAAUAAUGGCCAGGAUAAAAGCCAUCAACACGUUUUUUGCUAAGAAUGGUUACCGGGUAGUGGAUUCCAGUGUUUAUGCACAGCCUGUUCAAACACAAGCACAGUUUGCCUCACCGCUGUUUAUGCAGCCUGUAUAUAGUCCUCAGCAGUACUCUAUUUACAGCAUCGUGCCUCAGACAUGGUCUCCAAAUCCUGCACCUUAUUUUGAGACACCACUGGCCCCCUUUCCUAACGGUGGAUUUGUGAAUGGCUUUAAUACACCGGGAUCGUAUAAAACAAGUGCUGCUUCUUUGAGUAUAGGUCGCCCAUUCCAUAGGAAUCGUGUGAAGCCUCACUUCCGAUCGUCACACAGCUCAGAGCACGCUGCGGAGGGUCCAGCUGCUGCCGGUACCGUGUCAGUGGGGGAUGGAACACUGAGUAGAACCAACUCAAGGAAUUUUGUUAUGGAGCGACAUAACAGCACACUAACGGGGCACCAAGAGCAAGGCUAUUCCCAGAAGGAUUCUCCUACCAUGCAGAUGGAGCAGAAUGGAGAUUAUGGCAUCGGCAGGGGCAGGAGGAACAUCUUCAGAGGUCGAAGGAGACGAGAAGAUGACCGGAUUUCAAGACCUCAGCCUUCAACAGAAAUAAAGACUCAGACACCAAAGUUUGAUUUGCUAGCAUCGAAUUUCCCACCUUUGCCUGGUAGUACAGCAAAAAUACCAGGAGAGCUGAUGCUGGAGAGCAGGAUGUCGGAUGUAGUCAAGGGAAUCGGCAAAGAAAAGGAAAGCAAAGAUUUGCUGCCCAGCUGUCCGGCUUCUGCUCCGGAGGAACAGACACACAGCGUUGUCCAGCAGGCUGUGAGUUCAUCGGGGCAGGCUGAAGCUGUGGUAUUGAGCAGUGCAGUUCAGACAGAGAGCAAACCAGAAGAAGUGUCCGUACAGAAGGAUGUUAAAAGCCACACGUCCCCACCUGCGUCUGUCUGUCCUGUCAGUGCUGCGAAGCCACCAAGGACGAACACCACCUCGUCUCCUACUAACACAAAUGCAGCUCCUGCGGUGGCUGUGCAGGAGCCGCGCAAGCUGAGUUAUGCAGAAGUUUGCCAGAAGCCCCCAAAGGAGCCGCCUCCCGUCCCUGUUCAACCUCUCAGGGAGCUUCGCACCAACGUAGAUCCCCCUGCCAAAAGCGACAGCAGUGCUACAGCUGAGAGGGCUGCGGAGAAGGCUGCUGACAAAGCCGAGGGUCGGAUGAAGGAUCACUCCGGAUUCCGAGGCAGCGGAGCGCCCCGGGGAGCUGCGGGGAAAAUCAGGGAACAGAGACGCCAGUUUGGACGCAGAUCAUCGCCUCAGGGAGCGCCGCGGCGUGUGGGCAAGGAGCAGUACGUGCCACCACGGUCACCAAAGUAACACCUGUCCGGCUCGUUCCUCUGUUUAAUUGGAGCUGUGGACUAAUGAGCAGCAAAGGAGACUGAGAAAGAAGUAUUCGUGAAGGGGGAAUACUGAACUGGAGUGUGGCUUGUGUGGAGAGUCCCAAAAUUCAUCUCUGAAAGUGAUUUCACAAAUGCUGGAGGAUUCCAAUCAAUAUGAAUAUAGAGAUUAUAAUUUUUGUAUUUUUGUUUUUAAUUUGCAGAGGGUUUCCUGCUUGAAAUCUGUUCUGGGGUUGUGAAAGUAGCUUUUUGACAAAGGGAGAGGUUACGAAUCGAUGAAUGAACGUGUCGCUCGGCGUGGGAGGAGGAGAAGAGAUGAUUAUUUUUUGAAACAAAGGAGCAUUUCUGUAAAAGUAGAAGUGUUGUUUUUUGUUUUUUAACCUAUUUAACAGUUGGCUUGUAGGAUGAUGCGUCUGCCGUUGAUGGCCUUGCAUUGCAGAGCACGUCUGCAGCCCAGGUGCUUGGUCGGUGUGUGAGGCUGAGUGAGUGCAGCCAGGUCUGUUGUCACGGCUUCGUUACCGAUGAUCAAACUGAAUGUACUGCUGUAGUAAACUUUGUGUUUCCA